This is a messenger RNA of Sander lucioperca (pikeperch), 3548 nucleotides long. RefSeq names its product contactin 1b (gene cntn1b). Gene Ontology annotation, molecular function: cell-cell adhesion mediator activity. The transcript is spliced from 24 exons. The record is from RefSeq and is a predicted model, not a curated record. Lineage: Eukaryota; Metazoa; Chordata; Actinopteri; Perciformes; Percidae. Bases 245 to 3373 code for a protein of 1042 amino acids. Gene Ontology annotation, biological process: brain development; cell-cell adhesion.
ACUGCCAUCCAGGGGUGUCACUCAGCCGCUUUCCUCCAAUAGAAAAGUUCAUGUGAACGGGACGCUCCGGCUGCGGGUGGGCUUUGGGCCGAUGCGUUUCGGGUCCAGGUGUGCGAUUCGGACAGUGUACUGAAAUUUCCCAUUCUCCCUCAAAGUUUAUGUCCUGUCCAUCGACUUCUUCUUUGUGUCCCUGUGCCCAUCCGCCUAACUCACGUGGCUGCAACAAGUCGGUUUGUUGACCGCCAUGGCUUCCGCUGCUUUACUGCUGCUGGCCCUCUCCUCCUCAGUCUCCCUCACAGUGGCGGUCCUAUUUGGCGAGCCUAGAAUUUUUGGAGAUGAUGCCACUGGAUAUGGCCCCAUCUUUGAGGAGGAGCCUGUGGAUGUGGUGCACAGUGAAGACUCCCCCGAUGGGAGAAUCUCCAUGAACUGCAGGGCACGAGCGAACCCACCUGCCUCAUACAGGUGGCGCCGUGAUAACUGGGAAAUCAAGCUGAUGGAGCAGCCAGACGAACACUACAGCCUCGUGGGGGGGAACCUGGUUAUCACCAACCCCAGACAGAAGAAACACGCUGGGACGUACGUCUGCGUUGCCAGGAAUAUCUAUGGCACCGUCAUCAGCAAGGAGGCCAGGGUCAAGUUUGGAUUUGUGGAGGAGUUUCCCCAGGAGGAAAGAGACCCAGUGUAUGUCAAAGAAGGACAGGGGGCUGUUCUGCUGUGUGCCCCUCCAAAAGCCUGGCCACAGGAGGUGACCUACCGCUGGAUCUUCAAUGAGUUCCCGGUUUUCCUGCACACAGACCGCCGACGGUUUGUCUCCCAGAAGACGGGGAACCUAUACAUCUCCAAAGUGGAAGCUCAGGAUGCAGGAAACUACUCCUGUUUUGUUUCCAGCCCCGUCACCGGGAAGAGCGUCUUCUCCAAGUUCAUUCCCCUCAUCCCCUUACCCCCUGACGAUGGUGAGGAGAGAAAAUACCCAGCAGACAUCAGGGUGAAGUUUCCAGAUACUACUGCCAUGCUGGCCUCUAAUAUUACAAUGGAGUGUUUUGCUCUGGGAAACCCCAUCCCUCAUAUUGUUUGGAGGAAGGUGGACCACACAGACCUUCCACCAAACCAUGAGAUCAGUGAAUCAGGAGCUGUGCUUCAUCUGUACAAUGUACAGUACGAAGAUGUAGGAGGAUAUGAGUGUGAAGCCAUCAACACUAAAGGAAAGGAUUGGCACAAGGCCUGGCUGUACGUGGAGUCUGCUCCAGAGUGGGCGGAAACCAUCAACAACACUCAGAUCGACAUCGGCUCAGAGCACACCAUGCGCUGUGUGGCAUCAGGGAAGCCCUUCCCUUUCAUCCGCUGGUACAAAGAUGGAUAUAUGUAUGGGAAGGGGGAGUUGAAGUUUUCCAGUCUCACUUUUGAUGACUCAGGAAUGUACCAGUGUAUCGCUGAGAACUACUGGGGCAUCAAAUACGCCAACGCUGAGCUGCGAGUCAUCUCCUGUGCUCCUACAUUCGAGUUCAACCCUGUAAGGAAGCAGCUUCUUGGAGCAAAAGACGGCCGCGUGGUGAUCGAGUGUAAACCCCGAGCUGCUCCUAGGCCGCGGUACACCUGGAAAAAGGGGAAAGAGCUCCUCUUCAACAAUUCCCGCAUUUCCAUCAUGUUUGAUGGGAGUCUGGAGAUCCUCAAUGCCACCACCAAUGAUGAGGGCGUGUACACCUGCUUUGCUGAGAAUGACAAAGGAAAGGCCAACAGCUCUGGCUAUCUCACCAUCACAGAGGCUACCAGCAUCACAGAACCACCCGAAGACACUGAGGUAAAGGUUGGGGAUGAGGUGAUUCUUAGGUGUGCCGCUUCAUACGACCCCAUGCUGGACAUCACAUUCAUCUGGUCCAUAGACUUCAGGGUCAUCGACUUUGACUCUGAGUGGCAACACUACGAACGCGAUAUGAGUGAAGAUGGCAGCGGUGACCUGAGAAUAAAGAAUGUCCAGAUUUGGCACGAAGGUCGCUAUCACUGCACGGCUCAGACAGUGGUGGACAGCGAUACUGCAUACGCUGACCUCAAGAUUGUAGGUGUUCCUGGGCCUCCCGGUGUGAUCCGGGUGGAGGAGAUCGGGGACACGUGGGUGAAGCUGUUGUGGACUAAAGGAGCCGAGCACAACAGCCCCAUUCACUCCUACACCAUUCAAACCAGACACUUCUGGGCCCUGAAUGAAGAUGACUGGAAGGAUGCCAGCACCAGUCCAACCUUUCUUGACGGCAAUGCGGAGAGGGCAGAAGUGACAGACCUGUACGCCUGGAUGGAAUAUCAGUUCAGGAUCAUCGCCACCAAUGAGUACGGCUCCGGAGAGGCCAGCAUCCCCUCCCUCAAGAUAAAAACCUGGGAUGCUUCUCCAGUUAUUUCUCCCACUGAUGUGGCGGGUUAUGGAGGUAGAAAUGGCGAGAUCGUCAUCACAUGGAAUCCCGUGCAGCCGUGGUAUUUCUACGGAAAAAAGUUUGGCUACAUUGUGGCAUUUAAGCCUCACGAUGCUUACGACUGGUGGUACGAGACCAUUUCGGACCCCGAAACGAGGCGUUACGUUCACAGGGACUCCUACUUCAUUCCCACUGAUGAAGAUUUCCAGGUCAGAGAGUUUCAGGUGAAGAUCAAGUCGUUUAAUGUCAAAGGAGACGGACCAUACAGCCUCACUAAGGUCAUCUACUACCCAAGAGAUGUACCUGUGGAGUCUCCGACAGACGUCUAUGCCAGACCGGUGUCCUCCACUGAAGCUCUGGUCUGGUGGUUGCCUGUGGUCGACACUGGUACAGGCCUGCAGCAGUACAUUGAGGGAUACCAGGUCAAAUACUGGAGGAAAUAUGAUGAUCCAGAGCCGGGAGCAAACCGUAUAUUUGUUGCAGCCACAGUCAACCAGACCAGGUUGGAGAACAUGCUGCCAGACUCGCACUACCUCAUUGAGGUCCGUGCUUUCAAUGGAGCCGGCCUCGGACCCCCCGGUGAACACUGUGAGAUGUUCACAAAGAGGCCACCACCACCAGAGCCUCCCAGGAUGUGGCGCUAUGUUACCUGGACAGGACAGUGGUUGUAUGUGUGGUGGGAUCAUAUCCAGUAUGACUGGUUUGGCAAUAUUUCCUUCCCACUGUACUACAAGGUGAUGUUCAGAAAGACAGGCUACUACUAUGGGAAAGUCUACGUCACUGGCUGGCACUUCAUGGACUUUCCCAUGCCUCAGUUUGGAGACUAUGAGCUGAUGGUACGCGGCCGUUAUGAAGGGGGGGAUGGCCCAAUCAGGAAGAUUAGCAUUAAAGGUAAAGCAUCAAUGAUCACGCCAACUCUAAGCCUUGCAUCUUUGGUGCUGCUGGCCCUGUGCAUUGUGGGAUUGGAAAUGUAAGCCCUUCCACAAGUGACAUGUAUAUAAUAGACUCUGGGAAGUAAAUGUGUGGACACAAGAGAGCCAGUCUUCACCGCCAAACAUUCUCUACACGGAUUGUCAUUGGUUAAGAUCCUACAUCAUGCAUCUGUUCUGUUGCAACACAAAACAGGAAGUUGUUUUUCACAAAAAAAAA